AUGUCAUCCACGACUGUUCACACCUUGGAGGUAGCAGGUUUGAGUAGUCUUUACUCUUUCAGUGUUGACUGUGGAGUUGCCCCGGAUGCUAGACUGCCAGGGGUAAUCCUAGAGAGGGGUGAGAAACGGCCAUUGUUCUCGAUCGUCAGUGAGGCUAACCAUUUUUAUGACGCCUAUGCAGUCGUCGAAUGGGACGACAAAACCAUAUCUGGCAUGAAGACCUCUGAAUUAACUUCAAAUGAAAAGAUCCAACGGGGCGUGCGUGUUUCAUACGAAUUUGAAGAUUCUGGGAAGUCAGAAGGAACAGUUUUAGCCACAACCAAUUCCAUACAUGCGCACAUGGCUAAGGUGCGCAAUUACACUGGCACAAACAAUUCACUUAUUUCGAUUGGAGACAGCGAAGAUAGCGAGGUAGAUACAGCAGAGACCGCAACUGAUACUGAGACAGAGACAGACUCGGAGUCUGAGAGUGGUCAGCAUGGACCCUUGCUGGCACUUGGUGAAGCAGGAGCGAAUGACGGACAAGAGCAACCAGCGCCCGUAUUGCUUUGCGACUGCAGAGGGGCACUAGUUAAAAUUAUGGAUAAGUUAGAGGAAUUGGACAAGAAAAUGGACGCAAUACAAGAACUCGUGAAAGACAAAUUAAUAGAGCCCGGAGCCUGCCCCAGCCCCCUUUCCACCCCCACCUCCCCCCACACCCUUCAACGCCCCAAAUGGUCCACCCCCUGCCCAUUCCAACUCCUUCCACCCCCGUCCCACUCUUACUUCCAAUCCCCGUCCCACUCCUACUCCUUCCACGCUCCGCCCCACUCCAACUCCUUCCACCCCCGUCCCACUACUAUCACCCCCCUGCCCUCUCUUAUUCGCCCCAGCCCCCUGCCCUCUCCAAUUCCUCCCAGCCCUCUGCCCUCUCCAAUUCUUCCCAGCUCCCUGCCCUCUCCAAUUCCUCCCAGCCCCCUGCCCUCUCCAAUUCCUCCCAGCCCCUGCCCUCUCCAAUUACUUCCACCCCCCUGCCCUCUCCAGUUCCUCCCACCCCCCUGA
Lingula anatina is the source of this 1041-nucleotide messenger RNA. RefSeq names its product histone-lysine N-methyltransferase SETD1B-like. Lineage: Eukaryota; Metazoa; Brachiopoda; Lingulata; Lingulida; Lingulidae. The record is from RefSeq and is a predicted model, not a curated record.